ACCCUUGGAAGCAAACUCACCAUGGCGAAGUUGCGUUGAUUGAGGCUUUGAAUUAAGCCUCCCUCGAUCUCUCUGUAUCUCUCCCUCUUGCCCUGAUGCGUCUCCGUCGCGACGCAUCUUGCAUGAGAUAGAGGAUCGGCUUGAGCUUCGAUUUUGUAGUACAGAAAUCGGUAUCUGACGGGAAUUUGUGAAGUGUUUAGUCAAGAUUUGUUGAGUUUUGUUAAUUUUGCAGAAUGGCCGGGGGAAGGAGAGCAGCACCGGCGAAGGAGGAAGAGGAUGUGAAGAUGGAGACGGAGGCAGAGGAUGAGGAGGAUCCCGAGGAGAUAGCGGCUAUAGAAGAAGCAGCAGCUGAGGUUGGGGACGAUGAUGUAACCAUGGCGGAAGGCUCGGGAGAGGACAGCGAGGAGGAGGAGGAGGAGGAGGAAGCGGAGGGCGGGACGAAGAAAGACAUUGCGAAGCGGGAGCGACAGCGGUUGAAUGAAUUGAAGAAGCGGAAGAAGGCGGAAGUGGAUCAGUUCCUUGCGGAGCAGAACAAGUUGGUGGACAGUGACAUGAACACGAAGGCGAAGGGGCGGUUGAAGUUUCUGCUGCAGCAAACGGAAAUUUUCGCGCAUUUUGCGAAUGGGCCGCAGUCUGCGAAGGACGCGAAGAAGGCGAGUAAGGGACGGCAUGGAAGCAAGUUGACGGAGGAAGAGGAGGACAAGGAGUAUUUGAAAGAGGAUGAAGAUGAGGGGGCUGCACGAGGUACACGGUUGUUGGUGCAACCGCAGUGCAUUAAUGGCAAAAUGCGUGAGUAUCAGCUUGCUGGGUUGAAUUGGCUUAUUCGGUUGUACGAGAAUGGUGUGAAUGGCAUUCUGGCUGAUGAGAUGGGGCUCGGGAAGACGCUGCAGACCAUUUCGCUGCUCGCGUAUUUGCAUGAAUAUUGUGGCAUUUCGGGCCCGCACAUGGUGGUUGGGCCGAAGUCGACCUUGGGUAAUUGGAUGAACGAGAUACGGAGAUUUUGUCCCGUGUUGCGGCCGUUUAAAUUUCACGGCAAUCAAGAUGAGCGUAAUUAUCAGAGGGAAGAGCUGCUUGUCGCAGGAAAAUUCGAUAUCUGUGUGACGAGUUUUGAGAUGGCUAUCAAGGAGAGAACUGCGUUGAGGAAGUUCAGUUGGCGUUACAUUAUUAUUGACGAAGCACACCGCAUCAAAAACGAAUCUUCUAUCUUAGCCAAGACCAUGCGUCUUUUCAGCACGAAUUAUCGGCUUCUGAUCACUGGAACUCCACUUCAGAAUAACCUUCACGAGCUGUGGGCUCUUUUGAACUUUCUUCUUCCCGAAAUUUUUAGCUCAGCUGAGACAUUCGAUGAGUGGUUCCAGAUUUCAGGUGAGAAUGACCAGCAUGAGGUUGUCCAACAGUUGCACAAAGUGCUGAGGCCUUUCUUGUUACGGCGCCUUAAAUCUGAUGUCGAGAGGGGUUUGCCUCCCAAGAAAGAAACCAUCCUGAAAGUGGGCAUGUCGACUCUCCAGAAGCAGUAUUACCGGGCUCUCUUGCAGAAAGACAUGGAUGCUAUAAACACAGGUGGUGAAAGAAAAAGGCUUCUCAAUAUUGCCAUGCAGCUUCGAAAGUGCUGUAAUCAUCCUUACCUUUUCGAGGGAGCUGAACCGGGGCCGCCCUACACCACAGGGGAACAUUUGGUCGACACCGCGGGAAAGAUGGUGCUCUUGGACAAAUUGCUGCCCAAGCUGAAACAGCGACAAUCUCGCGUUUUAAUUUUCUCUCAGAUGACUAGGCUCCUGGAUAUUCUUGAGGAUUACUGUCAAUACCGAACUUACCAGUAUUGUCGUAUUGAUGGUAAUACCACUGGCGAUGAUCGAGAAAGUGCGAUAGAUCAGUUCAACGCCCCCAAUAGUGAGAAGUUUUGUUUCUUGCUUUCUACAAGAGCAGGAGGACUGGGAAUCAAUUUGGCAACUGCAGACAUUGUCAUUCUAUACGACAGCGACUGGAAUCCACAAGUUGAUCUGCAGGCUCAGGACCGUGCACAUCGUAUUGGUCAGAAGAAAGAAGUUCAAGUCUUUAGGUUUUGCACGGAGUUUACGAUAGAGGAGAAGGUGAUCGAGCGGGCUUACAAGAAGUUGGCGCUGGAUGCCCUUGUCAUUCAACAGGGGCGUUUAGCUGAGCAGAAAGCAGUCAACAAAGAUGAGCUGUUGCAAAUGGUUCGCUAUGGAGCUGAGAAGGUGUUCAGUUCCGGUGAUAGCACGAUAACUGAUGAAGAUAUUGAUCGUAUUAUUGCGAAAGGAGAAGAAGCUACUGCGGAACUCGACCAGAAGAUGAAGAAGUUCACCGAUGAUGCUAUCAAGUUUAAGAUGGAUGAUACUGCCGGGCUUUAUGAUUUUGAUGAUGGGGACGAUAAAGAAGAUGGCAAGAACGAUUUUAAGAAGAUCAUUGCUGAUAACUGGAUUGAGCCUCCCAAGCGGGAACGCAAGCGGAAUUAUUCGGAGUCUGAUUACUUCAAACAGGCAAUGCGAGCUGGACCUGUGCCGAAGCCCAGAGAGCCGCGCAUACCUCGAAUGCCUCAGUUGCACGAUUUUCAGUUCUUCAAUACGCAGCGACUUACAGAGCUCUUUGAGAAAGAAGUUAAACAACUGUUGCAUGCCAAAGCAGCAGGAACCGGUGAGGAUGUUAGGAUCAUCGAGGACGUAGAGGAGGGACUUACGGAGAAGGAGCAGGAGGAAAAAGAGCAGCUGCUCUCGGAGGGUUUCCAGAAUUGGUCCCGGCGCGAUUUCGUUGCAUUUGUGCGAGCUUGUGAAAAGUAUGGGCGUGAUGAUUUGAAAAGUAUUGCCAGUGAAAUCGACGGUAAAACAGAGGAGGAGGUGGAAAAAUACUCGAAAGUGUUCUGGAGUCGGUACAACACUUUGAAUGAUCAUGAAAGGAUCAUAAAGAAUAUUGAGAGAGGAGAGGCGCGUAUUUCUCGGAAGGAUGAGAUUAUGAGGUCAGUGAGCAAGAAACUGGACAGAUACCGUAACCCUUGGUUGGAACUCAAGAUUCAAUAUGGACAGAACAAGGGGAAACUGUACAGUGAGGAGUGCGACCGAUUCCUGCUAUGCUCUGUGCACAGAUUGGGCUAUGGAAACUGGGAGGAGCUUAAGGCAGCAGUGCAUUCCUCUCCUGUGUUCCGCUUUGACUGGUUCGUUAAGUCUCGGACACCGUCGGAAUUGGCCAGGAGGUGUGACACACUGAUUCGGCUUGUCGAAAGAGAGAAUCAAGAGGUUGAUCAGCGGGAGCGACACGCACGUAAAGACCAAAAGAAGAUGAACAAGAGUAGUCCUUCUCCUGGUAGAAGGGGAUGGGCUAACUCGCCAGGAAUAGAGGAGGUGCAGGGUAACAGCAAGAAACGCAAAUAGGUACAGGGCUGAGCAAGCACCUCCCUCAUUGCUUUGUAUUCAAGAAUACCUCUUAGGCGCCCCCAACAUUAAUUCGGUUCUCCAAUUUUAGGCAUUUGAUUAUUUUCUUACUUCCUUUUUUCAAUUUACUUUUGUACAGCAGAAAAGUGAAUGCUUCAAGCAUUGUACGGGACCUAAAAAUUGUACUAAGGGAGCUGAUGAUGGCCCUAGUUCAGUGUGUUUAUGCAAAAGCUGGCGUUUCUCAAUUUGGGCAUUUGAGUAAAAAAUGAAAUCUGGUCCAAAUUCUUAAGAUAGACAGCUCUAUCAGAAGUGCUAUCUCAGUCGGUUCCAGAUAACACUAGUAGAUAUCCAUAGGACCUACAUUUUUAUGAGGGGACUACUUUUGCAUAUGUACGUGAAUUCCUGUAAUUGAGAAUCGAAGUAGAAGUUGACCAUUUCUAUGCAA
Messenger RNA from Physcomitrium patens, 3828 nucleotides. Its product is annotated as putative chromatin-remodeling complex ATPase chain. Gene Ontology annotation, cellular component: nucleus; chromatin. The record is from RefSeq and is a predicted model, not a curated record. Gene Ontology annotation, biological process: nucleosome organization. Gene Ontology annotation, molecular function: nucleosome binding; ATP-dependent chromatin remodeler activity; histone binding. NCBI's taxonomy places the organism in Eukaryota, Viridiplantae, Streptophyta, Bryopsida, Funariales, Funariaceae.